Molecule: messenger RNA, 3230 nt
Organism: Amphiprion ocellaris (clown anemonefish)
Lineage: Eukaryota; Metazoa; Chordata; Actinopteri; Pomacentridae
Gene: snx18a
Product: sorting nexin 18a
Exons: 2
Coding region: 351-2132 (593 amino acids)
Biological process (GO): plasma membrane tubulation; mitotic cell cycle; protein transport
Cellular component (GO): cytoplasmic vesicle; plasma membrane
Molecular function (GO): protein binding; phosphatidylinositol binding
Source: RefSeq, a predicted model, not a curated record
CCGACGUGCGGUUGCUGCGCAGCGUGUGAAGACAGAAGCGUCCGACUGGGAUCGGAGGGAGGCUGGAGGAGCUCAGAUUAGAGUUGUUGUGGCAGAAAAAAAAACCACACCGUCAAUCCAGGUCCACACGUUGCAGCCUCUGGACUGAAACCACCGCAGCUUCCUCUCGGCUCUGAUCGAGACGCAGCGCUGCGCACAGAGGAUCUCCCGAGCAGGAUUUCCCCCACGCUGUUAGAAGUUUGUCCGCGCAGUUUCCAGGAGUAGUUUCGGGUGGGUUUGACAGAGCUAACCGCCUGCUACUCCCUCCUUGCAUCCCGCUGUCCCGCUCCGGUGUCCAGUUGCGGGGAAUCAUGGCGCUCCGAGCCAGAGCGCUGUACGACUUCAACUCGGAGAACCCCGGAGAGGUGUCGGUGAAGGAGAACGAGAUCCUAACUUUGUACAGCGAGCAGGACAUCGAGGGCUGGUUCGAGGGGACGAACAGCAAAGGAGAGAGGGGACUGUUCCCCGCUUCCUACGUGGAGAUCCUGCGGAGCGACGCCUCCUCCACGUUGAACAACAACAGCUGCAACACAUCUGGGGACACUUACCCGGACUCCCGGUACGCCAACAUCCCAUCCGGAGGGUUUGACGGCUCCUAUAAGCCCAAAAUUGAGAACUUUUCUAAGCCAACUCCUCCUGGUUUCACCACUUUCUCAGCCCCACUACAGCAGCAGCAGCAUCAUCCCCAGCAGCAGCCUCACACCUACCAGCAGCCCAGUCCAGGCAGCGAUGAUGACUGGGAUGAUGACUGGGAUGACAGUUCCACUGUGGCGGAUGAGCCGGGCACUGUGGGAGGAAGGUACAAUGACUUUGAAGGCAACGGGCCCUCCACGUACAGAGUGUCAACAUCCUCAAUGUCAAGAGGGAAUGCACAGCAAGCAAAGAGCUCCGCUACGGUCAGCAGGAACCUGAACCGCUUCUCCACCUUUGUGAAGUCAGGAGGGGAAGCGUUUGUUCUCGGGGAGGCGUCUGGUUUCGUGAAAGAUGGGGAUAAGAUCUGCGUGGUGAUGGGUCAGUAUGGUCCGGAGUGGCAGGAGAACCCGUACCCCUUCACCUGUACGAUAGAUGACCCCACUAAACAGACCAAGUUCAAAGGCAUGAAGAGCUACAUCUCCUAUAAGCUGACUCCCACCCACACUCAGAACCAGGUGAACAGGAGGUACAAGCACUUUGACUGGCUCUACGCCCGACUGGUGGAGAAGUUCCCGGUCAUCUCGGUGCCACAUAUCCCCGAGAAGCAGGCCACGGGGCGCUUCGAGGAGGACUUCAUCUCCAAGAGGAGGAAAGGCCUCAUCUGGUGGAUGAACCACAUGACCAGCCACCCGGUGCUGGCCAGGUGUGACGUCUUCCAGCACUUCCUCACCUGCAACAGCACUGACGAGAAGGCCUGGAAGCAGGGCAAGAGGAAGGCCGAGAAGGACGAGAUGGUCGGAGCCAACUUCUUCCUCACCAUCAGCACUCCAGCGGCUCCCCUCGACUUCCAGGAGGUGGAGAGCAAAAUAGACGGGUUCAAGACUUUCACCAAACGGAUGGACGACAGCACCUUGCAGCUCAACGCCACGGUCAAUGAGUUCGCCCGGAAGCAGAUCAGCGGCUUCAAGAAGGAGUAUCAGAAAGUGGGGAUGUCGUUUAAAGUCCUGAGCCAGGCGUUUGAGAUGGACCAGCAGACGUAUUCUGCAGGACUCAACCAGGCCAUCUCCUUCACUGGGGACGCGUAUGAAGCCAUCGGGGAGUAUUUUGCAGAGCAGCCCAGCAAGGACCUCGACCCAAUCAUGGAUUUGUUAGCUCUUUACCAGGGACAUCUGGCAAACUACCCAGACAUCAUCCAUGUUCAGAAAGGAGCUCUGACAAAGGUAAAAGAGAGCCAAAAGCAUGUGGAAGAGGGCAAGAUGGACCGGGCGCAGGCGGAAGGCAUCAACGACCGCUGCAACAUCAUCUCCUGCGCCACGCUGGCUGAGAUCCAGCAUUUCCACCAGAUCCGUGUGCGAGACUUCAAGGCUCAGAUGCAGCACUACCUGCAGCAGCAGAUUACCUUCUUUCAGAAAAUCACAGGCAAACUAGAGGAGGCUCUGCAGAAAUACGACAACGCGUAGCGGAGCUCUUGUUUCAGCCCAUCGGGUUAGACCUUGGUGAUGAAUGGCCAUGCGCCUCCCUCGGUCAGCCAGUGGCGUUUUGGCAAACAACAGCUGGCACCACACACUGCUGAACGCUGCUUAUCCAGCAGGAGAGAAGUGUUCAAGGAGAUUACGCUCCGGUAAUAAUGAAAUUUCAACCAAAUUAAGGUUUCCGUGUGUGUUGGCCGCAUUCUUUGGGCACUGAAUGUUCUUCUUUAAGAGAGGACGUUGAUGAAGUCAGGCCAAGGUCUAAUUUAUUGGAAUCAACAACAACAAGGUGCACCGCUUGGUCCGGUGUAUGAAUGAAUUCAAUCUAAUCAAUGUUCCAACCUGCAGAGAGUGAACCUUGUAUUCCCUGCUGCCUACACAUCUGGUGCAAGAUUUUCUAUAUCAAGUGUUUUUCGCCUUACAACACUGUUUUUAACUGACUGUUGGAGUGACGACGCUCUCGUGGCCAACACACUGCCUUCUGGAAACACCUGAACACUCAAUCCCGGUAUAUUUCUUCUUGAGAGAACAGGACGAAAUGUUUACAGUCUCCUCACUGAGCAGCCACUGUCACCACUGUCUCGCUGUGCCUUCUGAUUGCAUCUCUCUGGUAAUUUUUUGUUACUAAAAUGCUUUAUAUACUGUUUAUGUAGAAGUAUAUUGUAUUUGUUUUUACUGAGCUACAAGAAAAGGAUCUCUUUGAAAGAGGGCAGCGUGUUUUAUGGGAAAAGAUAGAAAAUGCUGUUUUAAUCCCAGUGAGACAACAUCUGGACCACAAAUUACCUGCUUUGACAAUUACAGCAAACACUGAUGCAGAUUGAAGCAUGCAGAAUUUAAACAGGGACACUUCCAAUGUGGGAUAACCUGACUUUGUGUCCACAAUAAGUGUUGGUUUCAGGCUUAGUUUUCAGAGGCAGGCUGUUAGAAGGGAGAGUGUUCCUCGCCUGUUUUAAUACUGCAAUCCUUUUCAUAGCACACUUGUAGACAGUUGGGUUCUACUGAUGUUUUUAACGUUUGUGACGCCGGUUGUGUCAUGGAGAGAUUAAUGUAGAAGCAGAGAUGCAAAAUAAAUUUCCUCAUUAAGAGAAA